Pseudocercospora fijiensis CIRAD86 is the source of this 303-nucleotide messenger RNA. RefSeq lists its product as uncharacterized. The transcript is spliced from 2 exons. Bases 1 to 303 code for a protein of 100 amino acids. Lineage: Eukaryota; Fungi; Ascomycota; Dothideomycetes; Mycosphaerellales; Mycosphaerellaceae. The record is from RefSeq and is a predicted model, not a curated record.
AUGCUCAUCGAGGUGAAUGUCUGUCUAAUGGCGUACGAGAGUUCGGUGAUCGCAGUUCGCACCCAUCAUAAUGAUAAUGAGAACAACAUUGAAUUCAGCCAUCAAGGGCAAUACCUACCUCACGUCCACGAAUGCGACAAGCUUCGCCUAAAUGCAAUCCUUCUCCAUCUUUCGUUCAUCUUCAUCGAUAUUGCCUGUCUGAUAAAUGACCUUGCUCACAAGAACUACAACCAAGCUCCCAACUUCGCACCCAUAGAAGUGAACCAAGCGAAGAGACCACCAGCGGGAACAAAACCCCCAUAA